UUGAGCGACAAUCACCAUUACCUGGCAUUGACAGAGCACACUAACAACAAAACUGUUGGAUUUCACGGGAUACAUAAUCACUGUAUUCCCUUACUGCGUAGAGUUGUAGCUUUUUCAAUCAAGGAAUGUAAUAUACUCUGGCAGAUGGAUGUGAAGAUAAAAUAUCUAUGCUGUAAUCCCCUCAAUUCUUCAACACAGGCUGGUGUCUGACAUCAGGAAGUUGGCAUCAGUGUAGACUUCUAACAAAGCUCAAUGCCAGAAAAUUGGACUUGCUCAACUUGAUUUUAGAACUUGCUCAACUUGUUUUCCAUGUGUCGCCAGAAACACAGAGGCGUGCUGAUGGGGUUGUGUGUGGACAUAUCUGACAACAGUUGAUAAUCACAGAUGAAGAAAACAAGUGCGUGAGGAUCAAAGUGGUACAAACCUCAAUGUGUCAAAUUUGAGGAAAAUUAUGAAAGCAAUGUUUUUGUGGUGGUCGCUUGCAAUCCUUCUCUUGAUCCAGAUUUUCGCUUCAGCUUUGGAGUUGGAGAUGCUUGACUAUAAGAGUGAACACUUCACCUGUUCAAAGGGUAUCUCUAACUGCACAGUGAAGGCAAGUGCUGUGGUUCUGAUCCAAGAGUGUCCUGUCGAUCUGGAGGUGCAGCCGGUGCUGUGCUGCAGACAGGGCAUGGCAUGCAGACCCUGCCUACACAUUCACCUUGACAUCCAGCCCAGAAACCACCAGACAGCAUCAUAUGUGAAUGUAUGUUACAACGUACCAGAACUAGGAAUGGACAUUUGCAAGAUUCUGGAGUUCACAGUGAUCCCUGCUGCUCUGGAUGGGCAAGCUACAUCCAAGCAGGCAUGGCUGUCACUGCUGCUUAAAGAUAAUGCAGUGUCCUUCAACAGUCAGGUGACUGUGUAUGUUUGUUCCCACCACUCGAAAGUGGUACUUCCCUCAGUGGAUGAAGUGUGCUCAUCUGCUGCACAGGGGGUUGUAGAAGAGUGUGACAGACACUCUCCCAGAAGGAUGUUGACAUGUUCAGGUGUGUUUGGGAAAUUGCAGUCAGGCUUUCUUAUGUCUCUCUCUCAGCAGUGGGGUCCUCCUGGGUCUCCUACCAUAUUCAUAACCCCUUUCAUUGAGUUGGCAACGGAUGGUGUGUACCUUGUGUCUGAAGGUCAGCUUGUGUUUGAAGUCCCUAGUUUCAGCACCCUGAUUGAUCAGGAAAGUAAUGAGGUGAGGCUGCAAGUCAACAAGGCAGAUGACAGCCCCUACCCACUGGAAAUGUGCCUACAACAUGAAGAUAACGGAGUGUGCAGGACCUGUAAGGAGAGUACAGUUCCACUGCACUCUGUCACCCCCUGCAUGUGCUUCCAGGUGUGGUGGAAUAAAGGAGACGAGAGGUCUCAUCGAUCCAUUAGCUGUCCCUUUAGAAACCACACCGAGCUGCUGCAGAGGAAUGUAUGGGAGAAUGUGUCAGUAUCUGUGGUGCAGGGCCAAAUGAACAGUGGUGGUGCCAUGCUAUCCUGGAACCUGACUGCCCCCUGUAGGGUGGAGGCAGAAGUGUGGCCCUGCCAGAAAGGGGCAGGCUUGGACAUGGACAGGUGCACAGAGCUGUUUGCCUUUAGGCAGCAUCUGUCAGAUGACAUUUGGAGGGAAAACAGCAGGGGACACUGGCUGAUGCCCGGUGUGUUUGAGGAUGUCGUACUUGGCCUUGAUCUCUGUGUGAUGGUUAAAGGGAAGAACAGUGAGCUUGGCCCCUUCUGUCCCAUUGACUCCAGUUGGUGGCACUGGCGCUGGAGUCUGUUGGUCCUGCUCUCCCUGAUGCUGGCUGUCCUAGCAGCAAUUUGUCUAUAUUUCCUGCAUGGUAAACUGAAACGGUGGGCAUGGGAAUGGUACCAGAAGGAGUGUGGUCGACUAGCCAACAGGGGACACAUAGUGCUGCUGAGCCCGCCGGACGUGGAUGGCUCUGUGUCAGAGCUGGUGUGUGAGCUCGGUUCCUCUCUGUGUGCCCAGGGCUUCAGUGUCUCUGUGGACCUGUGGAGUCGGGCUGAGCUGUGCUCUCUGGGGCCCCUGCCAUGGCUGCACUCCCAGCUGCAGCACCUGGACAGUCAAGGGAUCCGGGCAAUACUGGUACUGACACAGGCAGCCUGGGAGAGGGCAGAGGACUGGGUCCGACAGUGGGACCAGCAGGGCCAACAGGGAAAGGAUAUAGUCCAGGGAGUGGAGAAGGAGGAGGGGGGUGAGGAGGUGGAGGGGGAGGAUAAUGGGCUUCUCCAGGGCUUGUCCUCCCCGUAUGCAGACGUGUUCAGUGCCGCUCUGAGCUGCAUCAAGGCAGAACACAAACUGGGCUGUGCCGGAGAGCGCUUCCUCCUGGUGCACUUUGAGGCCCAUUCUGCCAAGCCCCCCAGCAGUGAGAGGGGUCUCCCAGAGCUGUUUCAAGGGCUGCCCAUGUUCCAUCUGCCCUCACAGAGCCAGGGGCUUCUCGCUGAGCUGGCCAUGGGGCCCACAGUUCCCGAGGCUGGUAUAGGUGGACAUAGGGUCUGAAGGAAGCUACACAGACAGAGACUGUCUGGGGGACUUAUGCUUUUGUGGAGAGACUCAGGGGGGUACCUGAUUAAGGAACUGCCUCAUAAGUGUGUUGUCACUGGAUCGCAGGCCGUGCCGUUACAGCAGAACAGUCACCCUGAGAUCAAAUCUACCCCAACCACUAAGACAAUACCGGCCCCCCUCAUCACCCCAAUAACCCCAGACUUUACAUUCACACUGAAUACACUGGACAUGCAAUGUGUUGGAUGCAGAAGCCUUGGAUUGUAUUUGGUGAUGUUAUGAGGGCUUUUAUUGAGACAAUACACAGUGUGUAACCUACAGUAGGCCUACACCUUCAGGAAGGACUUCUAUGUGUGAAUUAUUAUGUAGGCUACAUGAAAUGUUUAACAAUUGUUCUUUAUCUUACUCUUAAUUCAUGAUUUGUAGAUAGAAAUGUCUGAAAGGCCUAUUGGAAUAUUUGCUGGAUCAAAACUCAAGAUAGGACAAACCUGAAUGAUAUGCAGUAAUCCAGAGGUUAGAGAGGCAGACCAGCAGCUGGAAGGUUCACGGUUUUAAGCCCCGGGCCAGGCAACACAAAAAUGGAACUGAACUGGCAGCUGGAAGGGUGCUGCUCUCUGAUCCCAUGUAAGAUCACCUGUCAUUGUUCCCUUAAGCAAGGCACUCUACACCCAACAUUUGCUCUCCAUCCAGGGGUGCUGCCCUGCUGCUGACCCUCUGCCUCUCCUAGUGUGUGUGUGUCUGUGGGUGUUGAGAAAGGCAGAAGACAAAUUCCUCUUCUAACCAGUGGACAAUAAAGAUAUAUUUUAUUAUAUUCUCCUUAUCUGUUUAUGCAUUAGUGUAGAAAUUAAAUGUGGUAAGCCUAUGUAAAUGACCCAAAUGAUUAUUGACCAAAACAUAAUCUCCAUCAUGGACUGAAUAAUGCAUUAUUUUUUUCAAUGUUCAAGAUGAACAAUAAAUAUAUUUCGAUACAAACAA
Oncorhynchus tshawytscha (Chinook salmon) is the source of this 3505-nucleotide messenger RNA. Its product is annotated as interleukin-17 receptor C. Lineage: Eukaryota; Metazoa; Chordata; Actinopteri; Salmoniformes; Salmonidae. The transcript is spliced from 16 exons. The coding region runs from base 452 to 2527 and encodes 691 amino acids. Gene Ontology annotation, molecular function: interleukin-17 receptor activity. The record is from RefSeq and is a predicted model, not a curated record.